This is a messenger RNA of Diatraea saccharalis (sugarcane borer), 1215 nucleotides long. The record is from the annotation of a GenBank genome assembly. Lineage: Eukaryota; Metazoa; Arthropoda; Insecta; Lepidoptera; Crambidae.
AUGGCUUCUAUUAAAAAUAAACCUCUGACGUACAAUAUAAACAGCGAUCGAGUCAUAACCGGGUCUUUCGACAAAUCUGCUCGGGUCUGGGACCCAGUUAGCGCUGAAUGCCUCGCAACCCUAUGGGGUCAUCGAGGUGAAGUUGUAGCUGCACAGUUCAACUCCAAAGGAGAUAUGGCUGCAACUGGUUCUAUGGAUCAUACCGCGAAGCUGUAUGACGUGAAGACCGGCACGGAGUUGCUGAACUACGAGGGUCACACGGCGGAGGUAAUUACGCUGCAAUUCGAUCCUAAUGAAGGUCAACGCCUCAUCACGGGUUCCUUUGAUGGUACCAUCUCCGUUUGGGACACUAGGGUUAAAGACCGGGUCUCAGUUUUGCGUGGACACGAUGGUGAAAUCUCGAGUGUACAGUAUAACUGGGACAGUUCACUAGUGGGCUCAGCAUCUUUAGACGGCAGCGCUAAAUUAUGGGAUGCACGAUCUACAGUCUGCUUAGCGACUGUUGCCUCACACACAGACGAGGUGCUUGACAUUUGCUUCGAUUGGGCUGGCCAGAGAAUGGCUACCUCUUCUAGUGACUGCUCGGCUCGCAUUUAUGAUGUGCGUGCUGAUUUCAAGGAACUUGCAGUCAUGAAGGGUCAUCGUGAAGAAGUCUCUAAGGUGUGCUUUAGCCCAGCGGGCGGAUGCUUACUCUCAGCAUCUGCAGAUCGCAGUGCACGCGUGUGGAACACUAACACAGGCAACUGCAUUCAGUGUAAAAAUUUAGAUUCAAGUCGUACAGUCAAACUCUGGAACAGUUUGUCGCCAGCGGUAUUUCCCGACCGAUACGACCUUCAAACUUUCAAGCGUAGAGCAUAUUCGUCCCUCAAAGGCCGGCAGCGCACUUGUAGCCCCUCUGGUGUUGCAGGUGUCCAUGGGCAACGGUGUUGUCUGGUCACCAAGGAGAGAUAUUCUCCUGUGCAUACUCUUACGCCGGAGACGCCAUCGUCACAGCUUCCAAAGACAACACUUGCCGCAUCUGGAGGUGAUUCGACUGGGGUGGGAGGAUUCCCCCUGGCAGAGGAGGCCAGACGGCCGGGGGUCAGGGCGACAAGAGAGAAAACGGCGGACGAUCCUUGCGUUAUCGAGCAAGAUCGCCCGCUGGAGCCUCGCAAUCAUUGGUCCGUCACGGAGUCCCAACCUCUUCAGAUGGUCGUGAAGAGAAGUUGGGACUAG